Molecule: messenger RNA, 2109 nt
Organism: Clupea harengus (Atlantic herring)
Lineage: Eukaryota; Metazoa; Chordata; Actinopteri; Clupeiformes; Clupeidae
Gene: chrna5
Product: cholinergic receptor, nicotinic, alpha 5
Biological process (GO): monoatomic ion transmembrane transport
Cellular component (GO): postsynaptic membrane
Molecular function (GO): acetylcholine-gated monoatomic cation-selective channel activity; transmembrane signaling receptor activity
Source: RefSeq, a predicted model, not a curated record
GUGUGUGCUGCGUGUGAGUGUGUGUGUGUGUGUGUGCUGUGUGUGAGUGUAAGUGUGCCCUGUACUUCCGGCCCAGGCUCUCACCCUCUUCAGCACCUCUGAGUGCUUAUGAAGGACCGCCGGGUCGUCUCCAUGGCAAGCAGCCGCUCCAGGAGCUGAGGGCUGGCGCACAGGACCAUGGCGGAGCAUCGCCAAACCGCGUACGCCUUGGCCAUCCUGGCGUGCUGCUUCUCUGGCUCGUCCACACUGGAUAGCCCCAAGUUGUCAUCUUAUGCCAAGAACGAAGACAGGCUAUUCAAAGAGCUCUUCAGCAACUAUCAGAAGUGGGUGAGGCCAGUGGAAGACCUCAACGCAACAGUGCGGGUCAAGUUCGGCCUGGCCAUCUCUCAGCUCGUCGACGUGGAUGAAAAGAACCAGUUGAUGACAACAAAUGUCUGGAUGAAACAGGAGUGGAUAGAUAUGAAGCUGCGGUGGAACCCUCAGCACUACUUGGGUAUCACCUCCAUCCGAGUCCCCUCCGACUCCAUAUGGAUCCCAGACAUCGUGCUCUAUGACAAUGCGGAUGGCCACUUUGAAGCCACCAUCACCAAAGCCGUGGUGAGAUACGAUGGGACCAUCUCCUGGACCCCUCCUGCUAACUACAAGUCCACCUGCACCAUAGACGUCACCUUCUUCCCCUUUGACCUCCAGAACUGCACCAUGAAGUUCGGCUCCUGGACGUAUGAUGGCUCUCAGGUGGACAUCUUUCUGGACGACGUCGAUGUAGACAAACGGGACUAUUUCGACAACGGCGAGUGGGAGAUGGUCAAGGCGACGGGCAGCCGAGGGCUGAGGAUGGACGACACCUGCUACUACCCCUUCAUCACCUACUCCUUCCUCAUCCGCCGCCUCCCGCUGUUCUACACGCUCUUCCUCAUCAUCCCCUGCAUCGGCCUGUCCUUCCUCACCAUCCUGGUCUUCUACCUGCCGUCCAACAGCGGCGAGAAGGUCUCCCUGUGCACCUCAGUGCUCGUCUCCCUCACCGUCUUCCUUCUGGUGAUCGAGGAAAUCAUCCCGUCCUCCUCCAAGGUCAUCCCGCUGAUUGGCGAGUACCUGGUGUUCACCAUGAUCUUCGUCACGCUCUCCAUCGUCAUCACCGUCUUCGCCAUCAACAUCCACCACCGCUCCUCGUCCACGCACCACGACAUGGCCCCGUGGGUGCGGCGCAUCUUCCUGCACCGUCUGCCCAAACUGCUCUGCAUGCGCAGCCACGUGGACCGCUACGCCACCACCACCACCACCAGCAGCAGGGGGCAGCAGCGAGCAGGCAGACUGGACACGGGGAGCUUCAUGAAGGGCCCGGCACAGGAAGAGGCCACCCCGCUGCUCAGCUCCAGGAACAACCUGCAGGCCGCUCUGGACUCUAUCCGCUACAUCACACAACACGUGGUGAAGGAGAACGAAGUGCGAGAGGUGGUCCAGGACUGGAAGUUUGUUGCCCAGGUUCUGGACCGGGUGUUCCUGUGGGCCUUCCUGCUGGUUUCGGUUCUGGGUUCUGCUCUCCUCUUCAUCCCUGUCAUCUACAAGUGGGCCAACAUCAUUGUGCCGAGCUUCAAUGACAUCAGCAGCUGAGCCUCGUGCCUCGGACCCCAUUAAGACACAGCACUGUACUGUGCAGCAUGCUGAUGCCACCCUGAACCCAAUGCCUUCCAAGCACAAGCACUCUGACCAUACGCUCAUGACCUCAUGACCCCAUGACCUUUAUCAUCAGGAGGAGUUCUGAGUCAGAGGAAGUUCAUAAUAUGUGUCACUAAACUGUGUUCAGUCAAGCACACACAGUGCUUUGCAUUGAAAAAGGAGACUACAUGAAGGGGUGAUGUGAUGGACCAAGGCACUUUUGGAGGCUGUGUUCGAUUGAUAUGAACAGAAAGAGAAAGCCGUCUCUAUAAAUGUCCUGGUUUAAGAAAUGCGGUACUAGAAGAGAGUAAAGUUUCCAAAACACCUCAUGGCAUGUCAAAGGAGAAGAGCACCUAUUUACCAGAGUCAGUAACUGGAUAAAUGUAUCUGGAGAGUUUAGCUUGUGCUCUAAAAAGCAUUUGCUUCAUUACCUGUUUGGAUAAUAAACAUUUU